AUGGCCUCGCUGCCUCCUCCCCCUCCUCCAGGAUGGGGUGCGUCAGCGCCGCCUUCAAUGCCUUUGGCGCCGCCACCCCCAGGCUACCAGCCGCACGCCGACCCGACCGUCGCGAAAUUUGCGCAGAAGAAAACGGAAUGGCUGCGGACACAACGGAAUCGAUUCGGAGAGAAGAGAAAGGGUGGGUUUGUUGAAUCACAGAAGGCCGAUAUGCCCCCGGAGCAUCUCCGCAAGAUUGUGAGAGACAUUGGCGACGUGUCUCAGAAAAAAUUUACCAACGACAAGCGCAGCUAUCUCGGCGCGCUCAAGUUUAUGCCUCAUGCUGUGCUGAAACUACUAGAGAACAUGCCUAUGCCCUGGGAGUCUACGAGAGAGGUGAAGGUUUUGUACCACGUCAACGGGUGUCUUACUCUUGUUAAUGAGACGCCGAGAGUCAUUGAGCCCGUGUUCCAUGCCCAGUGGGCGACGAUGUGGGUGUGUAUGCGAAGAGAGAAGAGCGAUCGGAGACACUUCAAGCGUAUGCGCUUCCCUCCGUUUGAUGAUGAGGAACCUCCGCUGUCGUGGUCGGAGAAUAUCGAGGAUGUUGAGCCACUGGAGCCGAUUCAGAUGGAACUUGAUGAGUCUGAAGAUGGGCCCGUCUACGAAUGGCUCUACGAUCACCGACCACUUCUUGAUACACCCCAUGUGAAUGGGCCGAGCUAUAGGAAGUGGAACUUGGAUCUUCCACAGAUGGCCACCCUUUAUCGAUUAAGUCACCAGCUUCUGAGUGACGUGGUCGACCAAAACUACUUUCAUAUGUUUGAUUUGAACAGCUUCUUCACCGCGAAGGCGCUGAACGUUGCUAUUCCCGGCGGUCCUCGCUUCGAGCCUUUGUACAAGGAUAUUGAUCCCAAUGACGAGGACUUUAGCGAGUUCAACGCGAUCGACCGUAUCAUCUUCCGCGCGCCAAUCCGAACAGAAUACCGAGUCGCUUAUCCUUUCCUGUAUAAUACACUUCCAAGAAGCGUCAGACUCUCUUGGUACUCCCACCCGCAAGUUGUAUAUGUCCGGACCGACGAUCCCAACCUUCCUGCUUUCUACUUCGACCCUGUCAUCAACCCGAUCUCUUCCCGCUCCGUCGCGCCCAAAAACAUUUCAAUUAGCCACGAGGAUGAGAUAUUUGGACCUGGAGAAAAUGAGGAUGACUUUGAGCUUCCCGAGGAGGCUGAGCCAUUCUUCGCGGAGGAAGACCUCUACACGCCUGAGACCGCGUCUGCUAUCGCCUUGUGGUGGGCCCCCCAUCCGUUCAACAAGCGAUCCGGAAAAAUGGUUCGCGCGCAGGAUGUUCCACUGGUCAAGCAGUGGUACUUGGAGCACUGCCCUCAGGGUCAGCCCGUCAAAGUCCGCGUGUCAUACCAGAAGCUUCUCAAGACAUACGUGCUUAACGAGUUACACCAAAAUAAGCCCAAGGCUCAAAGCAAACAGGAUCUGCUAAAGACUCUUAAGUCGACCAAGUUCUUCCAGCAGACAACAAUCGACUGGGUUGAAGCUGGUCUGCAGGUCUGCCGUCAAGGUUUCAACAUGCUGAAUCUCUUGAUCCACCGCAAGAAUUUGACCUACCUGCACUUGGAUUACAACUUCAACUUGAAGCCUGUCAAGACCUUGACAACCAAGGAGCGAAAGAAGUCUCGUUUUGGAAACGCCUUCCACCUGAUGCGUGAAAUUCUCCGUCUCACGAAGCUGAUCGUCGACGCCCAGGUUCAAUACCGUCUGGGUAACAUCGAUGCCUUCCAACUGGCCGAUGGUAUCCUCUAUGCCUUCAACCAUGUGGGACAGCUGACUGGUAUGUACCGUUACAAGUACAAGUUGAUGCACCAGAUCCGAUCUUGCAAAGACUUGAAGCAUCUCAUCUACUACCGUUUCAACUCUGGGCCUGUCGGUAAGGGCCCCGGCUGCGGUUUCUGGGCCCCAGCUUGGCGUGUCUGGCUCUUCUUCAUGCGUGGUAUCAUUCCUCUCCUUGAAAGAUGGCUCGGAAACUUGCUCUCUCGUCAGUUCGAGGGCCGUCACAGCAAGGGAGUGGCCAAGACAGUCACCAAGCAACGUGUGGAGUCUCAUUUCGAUCUUGAACUCCGUGCGUCUGUUAUGGCUGAUUUGAUGGACAUGAUGCCCGAAGGUAUCAAACAGAAUAAGGUGAACACCGUUCUGCAACAUCUUUCGGAAGCAUGGAGAUGCUGGAAGAGUAACAUCCCUUGGAAGGUUCCUGGCCUUCCUGCCCCCAUCGAGAACAUCAUCUUGCGGUAUGUCAAGAGCAAGGCAGAUUGGUGGAUUUCGGUAGCGCACUACAACCGUGAGAGAAUUAGACGUGGCGCGACGGUAGACAAGACUGUCGCUAAGAAAAACUUGGGUCGACUGACUCGUCUAUGGCUCAAAUCCGAGCAAGAGCGGCAGCACAACUAUCUUAAGGACGGCCCCUACGUGUCAUCUGAGGAGGCUGUGGCUAUUUACACUACAAUGGUGCACUGGCUAGAGUCCCGCAAGUUCUCGCCAAUUCCAUUCCCCAGUGUUUCAUACAAGCACGACACGAAGAUUUUGAUUCUUGCUUUGGAGCGUUUGCGCGAGUCCUACUCUGUCAAGGGACGGUUGAACCAGAGUCAGCGUGAGGAAUUGGCCCUUAUCGAACAGGCGUACGAUUCUCCUGGAACGACAUUGGCAAGGAUUAAGCGUUUCCUUCUUACACAGCGCGCGUUCAAGGAAGUUGGAAUUGACAUGAACGACAACUACAACAACAUCAACCCGGUUUAUGAUGUCGAGCCCAUUGAGAAGAUUACGGAUGCCUAUUUGGACCAGUAUCUCUGGUACCAGGCUGAACAGCGUCACCUGUUCCCCGCUUGGAUCAAGCCGUCUGAUUCUGAAGUCCCUCCCUUGUUGACCUACAAGUGGGCUCAGGGAAUUAACAAUCUGUCUAAUGUUUGGGAAACUGCUGAUGGUGAGACAAACGUGAUGAUCGAGACAGAACUGUCUAAAGUCUACGAGAAGAUUGAUCUGACGCUACUGAACCGACUUCUUCGUCUGGUUAUGGACCACAACUUGGCCGACUAUAUCACCUCUAAGAACAACGUCCAGCUGAGCUACAAGGACAUGAAUCACACCAACAGCUAUGGUUUGAUUCGUGGUCUCCAGUUCUCCGGCUUCGUUUUCCAAUUCUACGGGUUGAUGAUUGAUUUGCUGCUUCUUGGCCUGCAAAGAGCCAGUGAAAUGGCUGGCCCUCCUCAAAGCCCCAAUGACUUUUUACAGUUCAGGGACCGUGCAACCGAAACACGACACCCGAUCCGACUGUAUACCCGCUACGUCGACAAAAUUUGGGUCUUCUUCCGAUUCAAUGCAGACGAGUCGCGCGAUCUGAUUCAACGCUUCUUAACGGAAAACCCGGAUCCGAACUUUGAGAACGUUAUUGGCUACAAGAACAAAAAGUGCUGGCCUCGAGACUGCCGUAUGCGCUUGAUGCGUCACGAUGUUAACCUGGGUCGUGCCGUCUUCUGGGAUCUGAAGAACCGUCUCCCUCGAUCAAUCACCACGAUUGACUGGGAUGACACAUUCUCCAGUGUCUACAGCAAGGAUAACCCCAACCUUCUGUUCUCGAUGUCCGGCUUCGAGGUUCGGAUCCUUCCCAAGUCUCGCAACCUCAAUGAAGAGUUCUCGGUGAAGGACAGCGUUUGGUCGUUGGUGGACAACUCGACGAAAGAACGCACAGCACACGCCUUCCUCCAGGUCACUGAGGAGGAUAUUCAAAAGUUCAACAACCGGAUUCGACAGAUCCUUAUGUCCUCCGGUUCGACGACCUUCACCAAGAUCGCAAACAAGUGGAACACUGCCCUGAUUGCGCUUUUCACCUACUACCGUGAAGCUGCAGUAUCUACAGUGAACCUCCUAGACACAAUUGUCAAGUGCGAGACCAAGAUCCAGACUCGUGUCAAGAUCGGUCUGAACUCCAAGAUGCCGUCCCGUUUCCCUCCGGCUGUCUUCUACACACCCAAGGAACUUGGAGGUCUUGGUAUGAUUUCAGGCUCUCACAUUCUCAUCCCGGCCAGCGACAAGCGGUGGUCGAAGCAGACCGAUACCGGCAUCACCCACUUCCGUGCCGGUAUGUCACAUGACGAGGAAACCUUAAUUCCGAAUAUCUUCAGGUACAUCAUACCCUGGGAAGCAGAAUUCAUUGAUUCACAACGAGUAUGGAUGGAGUACUCCCAAAAACGUAUGGAAGCCCAGCAGCAAAACCGUCGCUUAACCCUGGAGGAUCUCGAAGACAGCUGGGACCGCGGUCUGCCCCGUAUCAACACGCUGUUCCAGAAGGAUCGCAGCACACUCAGUUUCGACAAGGGAUUCCGUCUUCGUGCUGAAUUCAAGCAGUAUCAGCUCAUGAAGAGCAAUCCUUUCUGGUGGACUAGCCAAAGGCACGAUGGAAAGCUUUGGAAUCUGAACGCUUACCGUACCGACGUCAUACAAGCUCUGGGUGGUGUCGAGACCAUUUUAGAGCACACUUUGUUCAAGGCAACGGCCUUUCCAUCCUGGGAGGGUCUAUUCUGGGAAAAAGCGAGCGGUUUCGAAGAGUCAAUGAAAUUCAAGAAGCUCACAAACGCCCAGCGGUCUGGUUUGAAUCAGAUUCCGAACCGUCGGUUCACCCUUUGGUGGUCCCCAACCAUCAACCGUGCCAAUGUCUAUGUCGGUUUCCAGGUGCAACUGGAUCUCACUGGUAUCUUCUUGCACGGAAAGAUCCCUACGCUGAAGAUCUCUUUGAUCCAGAUCUUCCGUGCUCACUUGUGGCAGAAGAUUCACGAGUCUGUAGUCAUGGAUUUGUGUCAGGUCUUUGAUCAGGAACUUGAGCAACUCGGCAUCGAAGCGGUUCAGAAGGAAACUAUCCACCCACGUAAAUCCUACAAAAUGAACAGUUCAUGUGCGGAUAUUUUGCUCUUCGCCACCAACAAGUGGAACGUCACCCGCCCCUCCAUUCUCUUCGAUACGAAGGACGUAUACGAGCCGACGACGACAAACAAAUUUUGGCUCGAUGUGCAACUCCGAUAUGGUGAUUACGACUCUCACGACAUCGAACGAUACGUUCGUGCUAAGUACCUUGACUACACCACCGACAGUAUGAGUAUCUAUCCAUCUGCGACAGGUUUGAUGAUUGCAGUUGAUCUUGCGUACAAUCUGUACUCUGCGUACGGACAGUACUUCCCUGGCCUGAAGACUCUUGUUCAGCAGGCGAUGGCGAAGGUCAUGAAGGCCAAUCCCGCCCUCUACGUGUUGAGGGAACGUAUCCGGAAGGGUCUCCAACUCUACGCCUCUGAAAGCAACCAGGAGUUCCUCAACUCGCAAAACUACUCCGAGCUAUUCAGUCCGCAGAUCCAGCUGUUUAUCGAUGAUACCAACGUCUACCGUGUUACCAUCCACAAAACCUUCGAAGGUAACCUUACUACCAAGCCUAUCAACGGUGCCAUCUUCAUUUUCAAUCCUAGAACCGGACAACUGUUCUUGAAAAUUAUCCACACCAGUGUCUGGGCAGGACAGAAGCGUCUCGGUCAGCUUGCCAAGUGGAAGACAGCAGAAGAAGUCGCCGCGCUUAUUCGUUCCUUGCCUGUCGAAGAACAGCCCAAGCAGCUCAUUGUUACCCGUAAGGGUCUACUUGACCCUCUCGAAGUUCAUCUCCUUGAUUUCCCUAACAUCUCUAUCCGUGCUUCCGAGCUUCAGCUGCCUUUCCAGGCUGCUAUGAAGGUUGAGAAACUCGCAGAUAUGAUCUUGCGCGCAACGGAGCCUCAGAUGGUCCUGUUCAACCUCUACGAUGAAUGGCUCAAGACCAUCUCGCCAUACACUGCCUUCUCAAGACUGAUUUUGAUCUUGCGUGCUCUUCACGUUAACAUUGACAAGGCGAAGAUCAUUCUGCGGCCCGAUAAGAGUGUCAUUACCCUAGAGCAUCACAUCUGGCCGUCCCUUUCCGAUGAGGACUGGAUGAAGGUCGAAGUGCAGCUGCGUGACUUGAUUUUGAACGACUACGGCAAGAAGAACAACGUCAAUGUUCAGAGUUUGACAAGCAGUGAAGUCCGAGAUAUCAUUCUUGGUAUGGAAAUCAGUGCGCCAUCGUUGCAGCGACAACAAGCUGCGGAGAUUGAGAAGCAGCAGGAGGAGGCGAAGCAGCUUACAGCUGUUACCACAAAGACACAGAACGUCCGUGGUGAAGACAUUAUUGUUACUACAACGUCUCAGUAUGAACAACAGUCGUUCGCGUCGAAGACCGAGUGGCGUACCCGUGCGAUCGCGACGUCCAACCUCCGCACUCGGGCCAACAAUAUCUACGUCUCUUCAGAUGAUAUCCGCGAGGAGGGUUACACGUACAUCAUGCCCAAGAACGUUCUCAAGCGAUUCAUCAUGAUUGCGGAUCUUCGGGUGCAGGUGGCCGGAUACCUCUACGGUAGCUCGCCACCGGAUAAUGACCAGGUGAAGGAAGUUCGAACGAUUGUCAUGAUCCCACAGGUCGGUAAUACCCGCGAAGUUCAACUGCCGCAGCAAUUGCCGCAGCACGAUUAUCUCAAUGGCUUGGAGCCCCUCGGUGUCAUCCACACUAUCUCCGGUAAUGAGCCGCCUUACAUGACGGCGCAGGACGUAACUCAACAUUCCCGCCUCAUGAAUGCUCAUUCGUCUUGGGACAAGAAGACGGUGACGAUGACUGUCUCGUUCACACCGGGUUCGGUUUCCCUUGCAGCAUGGGGGCUCACCCCACAGGGUUACAAGUGGGGAGCUGAAAACCGCGAUACCACGUCCGACCAGCCUCAGGGAUUCUCGACCAACUUGGGCGAGAAAUGCCAGCUGCUGCUCAGUGACAAGAUUCGUGGAUAUUUCCUCGUUCCCGAGGACAACUUGUGGAAUUACAGCUUCAUGGGAAGCUCGUACGGAAGCGUCGAGAAGCGCCCUGUGUAUGUCAAAAUUGAUACGCCUCUCAGAUUCUACGACGAUCAGCAUCGCCCUCUGCACUUCCAGAACUUCGCCGAACUGGAGGACAUCUGGGUUGAUCGAUCUGAUAACUUUGCUUAA
Aspergillus puulaauensis is the source of this 7062-nucleotide messenger RNA. RefSeq names its product U4/U6-U5 snRNP complex subunit PRP8 (gene prp8). Gene Ontology annotation, molecular function: U2 snRNA binding; pre-mRNA intronic binding; U5 snRNA binding. Gene Ontology annotation, cellular component: catalytic step 2 spliceosome; U5 snRNP. Bases 1 to 7062 code for a protein of 2353 amino acids. The transcript is spliced from 2 exons. The record is from RefSeq and is a predicted model, not a curated record. Gene Ontology annotation, biological process: spliceosomal tri-snRNP complex assembly; mRNA splicing, via spliceosome. Lineage: Eukaryota; Fungi; Ascomycota; Eurotiomycetes; Eurotiales; Aspergillaceae.